Messenger RNA from Aethina tumida (small hive beetle), 530 nucleotides. Its product is annotated as peptidyl-tRNA hydrolase 2, mitochondrial. Gene Ontology annotation, cellular component: cytosol; mitochondrion. Bases 1 to 423 code for a protein of 140 amino acids. The transcript has a single exon. Lineage: Eukaryota; Metazoa; Arthropoda; Insecta; Coleoptera; Nitidulidae. Gene Ontology annotation, molecular function: peptidyl-tRNA hydrolase activity. The record is from RefSeq and is a predicted model, not a curated record.
AUGGGCAUUAUUUUAUUAAAAAGUAAAAUGCUUGGCAAUGUUUUAAGGACUUUAACGGACUUUGGUGCCGUGAAAAUGGUGAUAAUUGUGCGGACUGAUCUUAACAUGGGCAGGGGCAAAAUUGCCUCACAAGCUGCCCAUGCAGCAGUUUUGUUGUACCAAUCUGCUAUAGACGAUUGUAAUCCACACUUAAAAAGUUGGAUGCGAUAUGGGCAACCCAAAAUAGUUUUAAAAGUGGAUAAAGAUGCACACAACACUUUGGAGAAUUUGUACAAAACAGCACACGCAAAUAAUUUAAAUGUUACCAAGGUGUGUGAUGCAGGAAAGACACAAUUGGAUAGUGGUACUUUAACUGCAGUAGGAAUUGGACCAAACAAAACUGAGGAUAUUGAUCAAAUUACAAAGGACCUGAAAUUGUUAUAACUAUUACUAUUUGUUGCAUUAUUAGGGUAAAAAAACAUCUGUUAAGUUAUAUGAUUUAUUUUAUAAAUUUGUUUUAUUACAAUAAUAAUUAUACUUUUUAAAGCAGG